UCUGGAUCUGGAUCCGGGUCUGGGUCUGGGUCUGGAUCCGGAUCCGUCCUGGAAGCCGCUGUUUUCUGCGGAUCCGCCUCCGUCAUCCGUGCGCGUGCUCGACCGAACCGGAGCUCCACCGUCACCGCCACCGGAUAAGUUUACGGUCACAUCCACGGUCGUGUCGGUGGAAAUGACAACCGGACGGAUGCUGGUCGUGAUUCGUGUCCCGUGACUCCAGAUCUGAUCCGGAUCCGCAGCCUCUUCUAUGUUCAGCCUGUGCAGGGUCAACAUGCAGUUCCGCACGGUAACGGACGUGAAGGUGGUGGACGUGGAGAAGAGGCGGAACCCGUCCAAACACUAUGUCUAUCUCAUCAAUGUCACUUAUUCGGACAACACCUCCCACAUCAUCUACAGAAGAUACAGCAAAUUCUUCGACCUACAGAUGCAGAUACUUGACAAGUUCCCGAUUGAGGGAGGGCAGAAAGACCCCAAGAAGAGGAUCAUCCCAUUUCUCCCAGGUAAAAUCCUGUUCCGGAGGAGUCAUGUGCGAGAUGUGGCCAUGAAGCGGCUGCGGUUCAUCGACGACUACUGCAGGGCGUUGGUACGACUUCCUCCUCAGAUUUCACAGAGUGAGGAGGUUCUGCGCUUUUUUGAGACUAAAGCUGAAGACGUCAACCCCCCAGUAGAGGACUAUGGCUCCAAGCGCAAGUCGGUCUGGAUGUACGGCUUUACAGACAGUCCAAGGAAAGAGGCUUCAGGGAUGGACGGGUCGGAGCCCAUGGUUCUGGAACAGUACGUGGCCGUGGCCAACUACGAGAGGCAGGAGAAUUCUGAGAUCAGCCUGAAAGCCGGAGAGACGGUGGACGUGAUCGAGAAGAGCGAAAGUGGUUGGUGGUUCGUCAGUACGUCAGAGGAACAGGGCUGGGUACCGGCCACGUACCUGGACUCCCAGAACGGAACCAGAGAUGACCUGGACCUGGGCACCUCCAGAACUGGAGAAGUUACUAAGAGACGUAAAGCCCACCUGAAGAGGCUGGACCGGCGCUGGACCCUGGGGGGGAUAGUCAACAGGCAGCAGAGCAGAGAGGAGAAAUAUGUGACCAUUCAGCCAUACACCAGCCAAGGAAAGGAUGAGGUCAGCUUUGAGAAAGGGGUCACCGUGGAGGUCAUCCAGAAGAACCUGGAGGGAUGGUGGUACAUCAGAUACUUGGGUACAGAAGGCUGGGCUCCUGCGUCCUACCUGAAGAAGAUCAAAGAGGACUUCUCUCCCCGUAAGAAGACCCUGACCGGCCCCGUGGAGAUCAUCGGCAACAUCAUGGAGAUCAGCAACCUGCUCCAGAAGAAGUCCGUCAGCGAGAAGGACAUCCAGACGGACGCCGACGCGGGAUCCGCCCCCGAACGCCACAUCUCCAAGAGCGAGAUCAGCCUGCCCGUGCCCUACAACUCUGAGAUCAACGCCGAGACGGGGCGGCGGCUGAGCGCCGGCAGAGACACCAACAGCCCCUGUCUGGGCAUCGCAGCCAGCGCCGCCCUCAGCAAAGAGCGAGGAGGGGAGGCGGGGUCUCCAGCUGUGGCCAGAGUGGCCCCCCACCGGGUGGAGAUAGGAUCUCCAAAUCUACGACAGAAGCCUCCGCCGAGAAGAGACACCAACCUGGGUUUCCAGUUACCAAAGCCUCCAGAGCCCCCUGCUGUGGAAGCUGAGUACUACACCAUCGCUGAUUUCCAGUCCUCCAUCUCCGACGGCAUCAGUUUCCACGGAGGACAAAAGGCUGAUGUGAUAGAGAAGAACCCCGGGGGCUGGUGGUAUGUUCAGAUUGGAGACAUGGAGGGCUGGGCCCCCUGCUCUUACAUCGACAAACGAAAGAAGCCCAACCUCAGCCGUCGAAGCAGCACUUUAACUAGGCCCAAAGUCCCGCCCCCUGCUCCGCCUGUGAAAAAACCCGACUCUGAGGAAGCACCACCUACUGCUAACUCCGCCUCCAAAGCCUCAGAGCCCCCCAGCAGGCCUGUGUACGAGGAACCUGAAUAUGAUGUUCCUGCCGUCGGGUGUGAAGGUGAGUCUGACGCAGAUUCUCUGAAGGACGAUCGCUCCCUUGACGUGAAGAUCAGCAACGUGGUCGGAGACAAGUACCGUAGUUCCCCUCCGUCCUGCAAAGCCUCCCCUCCGGUCUGCAAGGCUUCCCCUGUUUUCAGCCAUCGACAACCCUCCUUUAGGUCAUCUGUUGAAGAGGUUGCAAAGGAGGAGUGUAUCUACGAGAAUGACUUCAGGGCCUCAACUUGCAUCGAGGGAACCUCAGUCAAAGGUUCCAGCGAGCCCAACUCACCACGGAGCUACCAUUCUUCUACCGUCCCACGCAGACCGUCAGGGUCCUCACCUUUAGCCGGUAGACCCAUGAAGACCAUGACCCCAGAGAUGAACAGGAGAAGCCAGACCCUGGGCAGACACAUCAACAUCAGCCACAGGUCCCAGAGGUCCCAGGACAUCAGCCCCCAUUCUUCAUCAGAUGAAUUGAGCAGAGGUUCUAAAAAAGGCCUAGGGUUCAACCGGGAUGUGGAGCAGAGAAUAGGCCAGAGUCCAUCCACUAGGCCAAAACCUUCUGUCCGACCUAAGCCUCUCCUGACCAAAUCUGAGCCACAGAGCCCUGAGAGGAUGGAUAUCACCUCCUUGAGACGCCAGCUGAGGCCUACGGGUCAGUUUCGACAUGGUCUUAAACCUUCUCAUGGGGACGACUCUGAAACAGCCUCUGUUAUCUCAUCAGAGGACUCGAUGUGUUCACGCAGUACCUCCGAUCUCUCAUCUGUUUACUCCAAAGGCAGCCGCGGUGACUCGGACUUGGAAGGCCCCAAUCUCUACCGCAGCCUGGAUGCUUAUAAGAAAGUCCAAGAUUCGGAGGUUAGCUUUCCAGCGGGGGCGGAGGUGGAGGUUCUGGAGAAGCAGGAGAGCGGUUGGUGGUAUAUCCGCUGGGCCUCUGAGGAGGGCUGGGCUCCCUCUUACUACCUGGAACCUGUUCGACAAGUGGGCGAUGCUGGGGGGUUAGAAUCAGAUGGGCAUGGGAGUGGUGGAAGUAAGUCCAACAGUCUGGAGAAAAAUGAGCAGCAUGUUCUGGCCCUCAACAACAUCAAUAUUCAGGGUCUGAAUAAGCAGCAUCAAGGUUUAAGUCGGAACACGCCACCAAUUCCUUCCAAACCUCCUGGUGGCUUCUCCAAACCGUCUGGGAUGGUAAAUGGAGGGGUACGAAUGAGGAACGGGGUACGACAAGUGGCAGUGAGACCCCAGUCUGUCUUUGUGACCACAUCACAGCCAUCCAAGGAUGCACACUACAUGACCGGGUCUCUGAGACGGAACGAUUCUCUUGGCAGGAGCGAUCAUUACGGUUCCGGUUCCGCUACACUCGGUGUUCGUAGGAAUGCUUCGUUUAGCACCGUCAGGCCACAUGUGGUCGUAGAAAGUCAGACGAGGCCCGCCGAGCGCUCCGGCCUUGGCUCCUCCGGCGGCUCUUACAGCACGAGCAACGUCCAGAACGCCCUCAGCAGAGUCAGCCAACGCAACGGCAUCCCAGUGUCCACGGUCCAGCCCAAGCCGAUAGACAAGAGCCAGCUGAUCCACAAUAACCUCGGUAGGGAUGUGUAUGUGUCAAUCGCCGACUACCGCGGCGAUGAGGAGACUAUGGGUUUCACUGAGGGCACCUGUCUGGAGGUGUUGGAGAGAAACCCCAACGGAUGGUGGUACUGCCAGGUGCAGGACAGCCUGCUGCCCCGCAAGGGCUGGGUCCCCUCCAAUUACCUAGAGCGGAAAAAAUAAAACCGACCCCAAACUCCCCCCCCCCCCCUCGACCCAACAUCUACUUCCCCUUGAUGUCUCCAGGAACGUGGACGACAUCUCUCCUUAAAGAAUGUCACCCGCAAUCUCCCGUAAGCAAUAUGUCCUUGAAAAUGUACAUUUAAGAGAAGGCUGUUAAAAGAAGAUGUUUUCAUUUGAUGAGGAAAGACGCUUUUAGUGCUGGUUUACUAAAUGUAGAGGUGGAGUUGUUUAAAGAUUGUAUGGUUUUGGAUCGGAACCCUGGGAUGAAAAACCCCGAGUUGAGAAAAUUUGAGGACAGAGUCUUUAUUAAACAGUAUGAAUGGGAGUCUGAACCUCUUAAAAGAGGUCUGCAUCAUGUAAUUCAGAAGUGGAGCAGGGUUCUGGCUCCGCCCACCACUGACUCUGACGGCUAAUAAGUGCCUUUUGUAUUUGAUCACCUGAGUGGAGGUCCUAAACGGUGGAUGGCAUAACAGUAAAUCAACCAAAUCUUUCAAGAGUGCCAUAGGUCUACGAACACCACCAAGAAUAUUUUCACUACCGAUGAACAGCUCCAAGAAAGAGUUGGAAGCAGAGUGUGGAGUUUGUGGACCGCUCUUAUUGGUCCAAUACGCAGAGUUUAAAGGAACAACAACCGAGUUUUAAGGGACUCGAGUCACUUGAGAAUUUACUGGUUUUUAAGCCACAGUCAUCGAUUUAAAAACAUAUAAAUCUCUUUUUAAGUGUU
Messenger RNA from Sphaeramia orbicularis (orbiculate cardinalfish), 4508 nucleotides. It is a transcript of the gene sh3pxd2aa, whose product is annotated as SH3 and PX domains 2Aa. The coding region runs from base 248 to 3784 and encodes 1178 amino acids. Gene Ontology annotation, cellular component: cytoplasm. NCBI's taxonomy places the organism in Eukaryota, Metazoa, Chordata, Actinopteri, Kurtiformes, Apogonidae. Gene Ontology annotation, molecular function: phosphatidylinositol binding; superoxide-generating NADPH oxidase activator activity; protein binding. The record is from RefSeq and is a predicted model, not a curated record. The transcript has 15 exons. Gene Ontology annotation, biological process: superoxide anion generation.